GUGUACCAGCGACUUAUCAGUUGGGAGGCGGAGGGAGGCCAUGUUGGUCGGUUGCCAUGAUACGUCCGUUCUAGUUGCCGUAGUUCUGUGAGCUCCAGAGUCUGUACUGUAAUCAUCAAGUCGACAUCGUUGGCAGUCAGCGGCUGCUCGUUUACGGAAGCGCUGCCUCCCGUGUCGUCCCGGACGUCUUCUGUAAUUUGAAGGGCACCGGGAGCGGGCGUGCUGCUGCGGCUGCGUCUUUACACGCGGGAGGAGAAAACGAGUGUGUUUUCUAAAGACAUGUAGGCUGACUGACAGACCUCUCCUCGUUCAAACCCACCUGCUCCCCCCCACCCUCUCUCUGCCGUCACCCCCGCCGAGGAAGGAAGGAAGGAAGCAAGGGAGACGCUGAGAUGCCGAUGGUUUCAUCUGGGAGGCGGCUGAGAAGGAAAGUUUUUGGUUAGAAGAGAGCAAUUCGUAGGAAUCCACAUCUUUUCUAAUCGAUCGCUACAUCUGCAGGAACCGUUCAGCUGCAAAAAUCCUCAACAGAGUAGAACCCAAACAGAAAUCUUACAAAAUGGACCAAGAUAAUCUGAGCCAAAGCCAGACACAAGAAGACAACCCAAACAAAGGAGCAGAAGCUUCAGCAACAGCUUCACCUCCCGCAUCGGACACAGCAACUCCAGCCACUGAUCCCCCAGUCGGCCAACCUGCAGGUGCUGCCAGGCCUCGGCGGCCCCACAGGAGCGCCAGAGUAGAGGGCUCUAUUGACAUCUCCGAACCCAAAGUUCAGCCCAAACCGGAACCCGCUCCACAAGCUAACCAGGAUGAGAGCACUCCUGAUGGCGCUGUGGCAAGUCGUCACAAACCCUCUCGUCCGGCAGCAGUCAAACCUUUGGGCGAGCACAGAGGGCCCAGCGUUAAGAUCGGUCCUAAAGGCCACCCGGUCAGGGCUGCCUCAGUGCCCCACCCAACUGCCAGCAGGCCUGUGCCUCCUCACCUGAACCCUCAUGCUCAGAGAGCCCUCUCUGUGGCAGGUACAGCUGACACUCAGGCCCAGAUCAUGGAAGAUUUCAGGCUGCACAUCAUCACUUGGAAUGUGGGUUCAGCGCAGCCGCCUGAUGACAUCACUGCUUUGCUGGGGCUGAAUGUGGGUGAUGGGAACACAGAUAUGUACAUUAUCGGGCUGCAGGAAGUGAACUCUAUGAUUAACAAAAGACUGAAAGAUGUCCUCUUCACAGACCAGUGGAGCGAGGUCUGCAUGGAGAGACUCAGCCCCUUUGGAUAUGUGCUGGUGACAUCCCAGCGGAUGCAGGGGUUGUUACUGCUGGUCUUUGCCAAAUACUUCCAUCUGCCCUUCCUCCGUGGAGUCCAGACUGAGACCACACGCACAGGCCUGGGGGGUUACUGGGGGAAUAAAGGUGGAGUGAGUGCACGCAUGUCAGUGUUCGGCCAUACCAUCUGCUUCCUGAACUGCCACCUGCCGGCUCACAUGGAAAACUCGGAUCAGCGCAUGGAGGACUUUGAAAGCAUCCUGCAGCAGCAGCAGUUUGAGGGCCAGGCUGCCACUGGGGUUCUUGACCACGAUGUAGUGUUCUGGUUUGGUGAUCUCAAUUUCCGCAUUGAUGACCUGGAAAUGCAAGUGGUAAAAUCAGCCAUUGACAACAACAAGUAUUCCAUGUUGUGGGAAAAGGAUCAGCUGAACAUGGCUAAAGACAGUGAGACGGUGUUGGAAGGGUUCCAAGAGGGCCCGCUGAAAUUCUCUCCUACCUACAAGUUUGACGUUGGAACAAAUACAUAUGACACAAGUGGGAAGAAACGUAAACCAGCUUGGACUGAUCGGAUCCUGUGGCGCCUGAGAGCCACCGCACCUGCCGGUGCCGCUCUGAAUGCAGGGAAGCGUGGAUCCAUUUCAGGGCUGACCAGCGGGACCAAAGUGACCCAGCACUGUUACCGAAGUCACAUGGAGUACAUCGUCAGUGACCACAAACCAGUCUCCUCCAUCUUCACCCUGCAGUUCCCGUACAAGGUGGAUGUUCCCCUGGUCACACUCAUAGUGGAGGAUGAGUGGAACAGCAUUGCUGAUGCCACAGCUAUAUUCAAAGUGGCGCCCAACUAUUCCCGCAGCUCUUGGGACUGGAUCGGACUGUACAAGGUGGGUUUCAAGCACCACAAGGACUAUGUGGGAUAUGUGUGGGCCAAGCAGGAGGAGGCUGAUUUUCAACGACAAGAACAUCAGGUAACCUUUACUGAGGAGGAAUUGCCCAAAGGCUCAGGGGACUUUAUCUUGGGUUACUAUAGCAACAACAUGAGCACCAUUGUGGGUGUAACAGAGCCAUUUCAGAUCCAGCUUCCCACUACAGGUGGUGGCGUCAGUUCUUCAGACAGCUCUGACUUCAGUUCAGAAGAUGACAGCACUGUUGUCCUCAUGAAGAUGAGGUCCCGCAGUCCGAGUCCACGUAAGGGCAAACACCGCAGCCAUCGCAGCGGCAGCCAGAGUGGCAGCCGCAGUCGUAGCCGCAGCCGUUCCAGCAGUCCCGCACAGGCCAAAAUGAAGAAGCUCAACAUCACUGGUGUCCCUCCAUCAAGCACCGUGAUGGAGAGCGAGUCCACAGGAUGCUCAGCAGAGGGCAGCAGCAACCAGCAGUCUGGAGCUGCAGAGAAAGACAAAAACACAGAGGAUUCAGGGGUGUGAUGCACCAUGAAGUUGUGCUGUUGUCACAGGUCACAUAGCCAACUGUUGUGUCUUUUAUCAUUGUCAUCCACUCCACUGUAUGUUUUCUGUCAUGAAAACGUACAGUUUCUGAUGCCAUCCUUUUCAGGAAUAACCAUCUGGUUUGUCCAGGGGUUUACUUUGCCUUGAGUUGUUUUAUUAAGCUGUGCACAUUGUAUGCUUUUUAUUCAGAAACCUUUCACUCUGUCCUUCUAUCUUUGUCCGUUCUCAGGUGUGGACAGUACAGGGAGCUGACACCUUGCAUUAGGAAACACUCAAGGACUUCUGGUCAUGUAGAGUAAAAGAGUGGUUAACACUUUUUAGAAACCAUCUUCCCUAUUUUGCAACAGUGGUUUGAACCUCUGCACUGAUGUACCUAGCAGUCAUGUCAGCAGACUGCAUAUAAGCUUUUGCAACAAGGGUUGUGACAUUACUUGACACAGACAUUUCCCACGAAUCACCCACUCUUCACUGUAGUUGUGGAACAUAUUUCAUUCAAAGUCAUCCAUGAAGUCAUUGCCAGCUCUGUCAGCAAUCUCUCACAUUAUAAGUUUCUACAAAUGGAGAUAGCCAUGCAAUUUGACUUGGCGAUAUGGUUCUAACCUAGUGGACAUUCCCUGCUUUGGAAACUCAGCGCACAUCAACACAUGAUACAUAAUGUGCAGGGAGCAUUUCAAGUGAUCCACCAAUGGGAGCAAAAUUCCUCCAGGCUGCAUAAAAACAGAGCAGAACCAAAGUAGGUGGAGACUGGGAUUCAGGGGCUCAGCCACUAGCCAUGGCAGCAGCACAACACAUGUCAGUGUGGAGAGUGAGUGUGAGCGUAAAGUCCUUUAAAUAGACCGCCGUACCAGUGCAGUGGGAUGUGAUGGGUGUGGGAGGCUAGCUGUCAGCUGACACAGCAUUGCUGUCGUGCCAGAACUAGUUGAUUAAUUGUUGGCCACUGUUUUUGCUGGGCCAACUGCAGUGGUAACAACUACAGCAAUACCUGACCCAGCGCUAAUUGCUUUUACACACAUACCUUGAUGCGAGUUAAUAAGCCUUAUUUCAUGGUUGCUUUGCAUAGCAACAUGCUGUUAAUUAUACAAAUGCAUCCAUAACACAAAAAUCACCUUCUUGUUUGGAUUUAAUUUUUAAUACUACUUUUUUCAUGGUGCUUUCAACAUUAAAACCCCAAACAACAGUUUCAAUCUGAAUAUCUCAUGCAAAUGUGAGCAGGAACUCUACUAUGUAGAGUUAUUACAGGGAUUUGUAUUAUACUAUAGUUAGUAUGAUACAAAGCUGGCAUGUUCCAUGACAGUGAAAUAUCACAUCAAUAAUGUGAUAUUUCAUAUAAAUGAAAUGGUCCUAUAUAAUUGGUUAUUUUUCUUAUGAUUUGACUUUUGCGUUCUCCUCUUAGUUCAGAGUGUUUUGAUUUCCUCUCUUGCUCAGAUCCUCCGUUAAUGAUCCUGGUGAUUAGCUGACAGUGACGAUCGUCACAGUAGUCGUGUUACAUUGUUACUGUGUGACCUCUGAUCCACCAUCUUAGACACUUUGUACUUUUGGGCAUAGCAUAGGACAGUGUAUACUGUUGUGGCUGUAACCUCAGUGUGUAUAUCAGUAAUUAGUUUUUCUGUGUAUGUGUUUUUCUGGAAGGAUGCAUGUGUGUGUGUGUGUGUGUUUUGGAUGAUGGAGGUGUGUCUGUGUGUAACAAGCAGUGGCAGUGAAUGGAGUGUGACUGUGUUUGCAUGGUUUGCUGCUGGACAUACUGUACAUUCCGGUACUGUGGUUUUUGUGCCGUAAAGUGCUGUUUUUGACUCCUCUUUGUCAUAAUCGUGGCUGUGAAAAUUGUUAGAAAAACAUGGUAAGGACAGUAUAAAAAUUUAACUUCGGUGUAAACGUUAGGUGAAGAAAUGCAGGGUAGUUAUACUUGCAUAAAUCUGAAAUUGUUUGAAUCAUUUCAUAGUGCAUUCAUGUAUUUUCUUGGUUUUGAAAUCAAAAAUCUACUGGACCUUUGUUUAAAAUAACACGUUUAAAAAAAGAUUGUGGUACUUUAGAUCAUUUAGAUACAUAUGUUUGGUACUGCAGUCAUGACCAGUGUCUAUCUAUUGUGAAAUGUUGAUGAAAAGAAAUGUCUACAGAAUGUUAUUGUUUUGUAAUUAUGUGGCUAAAAUAGAAGAAAAUGUAUGUAAAGGACAAAUAUUAAGUAUAGUAGAAAAUAUCAAAUAGACAAUCUAUGCCACAAAGAUUAUUUUACUUAAAUUAUGUAUUUAUUUUCUUAUUUAACUGUUAAAUGAGCCUGAAUUCUGCUGGCCAGUGAGGGAGCAUUAUUCCAAUGGGAAUGUCAAAAUAUAUCACAGAAUAUUGAGAAUUAUUUUCUUUUCUAUUAGGAGCUAUGAUGAGAGAUGGUGAUUUCUCCUGUUUCCAUCUUAAUAAAUUCAGAUGUUGCUUUUAUUGUGAGAAGUGUAGAUUGUUUAGUCUACAGGUGUUUGUAUAAUUGUGAGUGAUGUUACAAAAAAUAUAGCAAGACUGUGUGAUACUGAUUUGUGGCCUAUUAUGAGGAUGAUUUAACUCUGUGGAAUCAUCUGAUUAGAUAAGCAAGAAGGUUGUUUGAGGGGUGCUUGCUUUGUUCUCCAACCCAAAAACUAGUGCAACACUGUCCAAAGAAAUAAUAUAUUCCCUUUCAAAUUGUG
Amphiprion ocellaris (clown anemonefish) is the source of this 5361-nucleotide messenger RNA. It is a transcript of the gene inpp5jb, whose product is annotated as inositol polyphosphate-5-phosphatase Jb. The coding region runs from base 557 to 2674 and encodes 705 amino acids. Gene Ontology annotation, biological process: phosphatidylinositol dephosphorylation; negative regulation of peptidyl-serine phosphorylation. The record is from RefSeq and is a predicted model, not a curated record. Lineage: Eukaryota; Metazoa; Chordata; Actinopteri; Pomacentridae. The transcript has 13 exons. Gene Ontology annotation, cellular component: cytoplasm; ruffle; plasma membrane. Gene Ontology annotation, molecular function: phosphatidylinositol-3,4,5-trisphosphate 5-phosphatase activity; phosphatidylinositol-4,5-bisphosphate 5-phosphatase activity.